This is a messenger RNA of Exophiala aquamarina CBS 119918, 1683 nucleotides long. RefSeq lists its product as uncharacterized. Gene Ontology annotation, biological process: positive regulation of transcription from RNA polymerase II promoter by galactose; DNA-templated transcription. Gene Ontology annotation, cellular component: nucleus. Gene Ontology annotation, molecular function: zinc ion binding; RNA polymerase II cis-regulatory region sequence-specific DNA binding; DNA-binding transcription factor activity, RNA polymerase II-specific. NCBI's taxonomy places the organism in Eukaryota, Fungi, Ascomycota, Eurotiomycetes, Chaetothyriales, Herpotrichiellaceae. The record is from RefSeq and is a predicted model, not a curated record. The transcript has a single exon. The coding region runs from base 1 to 1683 and encodes 560 amino acids.
AUGGAAGACUUAAUCAACAAGUACUUCCAAUCAUACCAUUGGUAUAUCUGCCUCUUCAACGAGCACGCUUUUCGUCAGAUGGCCAAUAACGUGUUCCGAACAAGGUGCUGUUGGCAACGCAAGGACUUAAGCAAUGUCGUUACUGUUCUUACAGUGGCGUUAGUAGGUCUACGAGCCGGUUUGGCUGAUGCUUCGUGGUCGGCAUUGCCACAUUUUCGAUCACAAGAUAUUGACCCUGAAACGCUAUUGAGUAACAUCUCCUCUGAACUUCGGCACCAUAUCAUUGACAUCGUGGAGGACUCCAAACUCGAAGCAGUACAAGUCUGUCUUUUGUUAGCCACCUUUCAUGUCUAUCACGACUCUCCAAAUCUUGCGUGGACGAUAGCGACUAUGGGUGUUAGCGUCGCCUAUGCACUUGGCCUGCAGUAUCCAAGAAGUUCAAAAUCAGAUCCUGCACUCCAACAAAUACGAAGCAGGUGCUGGAAUCAUAUAAUGGUCGCAGAUACUUUCGGCUUAGUCGUGUACGGAAGGCCAGGUUUGAUCGAUCCCGCCACCUCUAGCGUCCAUGACCUUUUGGAAAUGGAAGACACAAUAUCAGAUCCCUUGAUCGUGAAUCAUGCCAUAUAUGGCAGAGGAAGCCAGCCAACAACAAUGACUUUCCAUGUGUUGAAAGCGAGGCUCUAUCGGAUCAUUCGCCAUGCUCUAGACAGGUUCAGAGUGCUCCAACAAAGUCAUCAAGCUUCCGGUCACAUCGAGUCGCUUAUACAGACAGCACAGGACGUCCAGGGCCUUCUCACGCAAUUCAGAUCGAAACUUCCUCCUCUCUUCGAAUGGGACAACUGGAAACACUCAGAUCCAUGGAAGUAUGCAGAGGACGGUAGCAGUCCUGACCACGGUGGCAAUCAAUGGAGGAAACUUUUGUUGCAGGCGACCAUGCUCCAAGUCCUCUACAACGGAGCCGUCAUUUUGGCUCAUCGGCCUCUCCUGGAGUAUAAGAUAUCUUUUUUGGGUCAAACGAAGCCCACACGCUUUGUGCUGGAGUCACUGCGUUCCUCUUUGGAUACCGCUGUCAGAGCAGCUCUUUUGAUAUCCCAAAUUCAGGUCAAACGACUGGAAGGACAAUUCUGUAUUUCCUUCUUCUUCAUGCACUUAUUCACUGCCGGGGUCAUUUUGAGCAUGGCACCCGCCAGUCAGCCGCUUAGUUCAAUGUCACAACAAGCCAAGGCUGGAAUUGUGAGAAUUCUUCGAGCCACGAAACAAGUAAGUGGCAAGAAUCGAAUUGCCCAACACACUGACAAAUUGUUGAGCGAGCUUUUGCAAAUCACUCUUCAUCGCGAGAUGGAAAAUGCACUGAAAGCCGAAUCAGCCGAUGUCCCCGACGAUGUAACGAAUGAAACACAGCAUUUCCACUCUGAAAAUGAUCUCCAAAUAUUGCCAUCGCACAAUAUUGCAAAUCGUCAACUGCAGGAUUUGAGCUCAACCAGUCCUACGCAAGACCAGCCAUCAUACUCUUCGGAGGUGUUUGACCUCUUAGACCCAGUAGGAUUAGGCACGCAAGGGGAAGUUCUUCUCGACACCAGAGCAAUGCCUUUUCAUACAUCAGCAUUUCCAGGAAACAUAUGGCCAUUCAGAGGGUUCGAGGAUGUGAAUGAGAGUUUUGGUGGCUUCCAAGAAAGUGAGUAA